Messenger RNA from Pseudomyrmex gracilis, 745 nucleotides. RefSeq lists its product as uncharacterized. The transcript is spliced from 5 exons. NCBI's taxonomy places the organism in Eukaryota, Metazoa, Arthropoda, Insecta, Hymenoptera, Formicidae. The record is from RefSeq and is a predicted model, not a curated record. Bases 103 to 717 code for a protein of 204 amino acids.
UCGCAUACGCCUUCUUCCGAAAAUAAUGUCACUAAUCAGUUAUAUUACGAAGUUUUAAAAUGGGCAUGUAUUCUCGAUAGCAUAAAGUGCAAAGAUAUUGUUAUGGCUGAGUUAACGUGGCAUAUACACAAUCCUGCACGAAACAGACUUUUGCCAAGUUGGCAGAAAUGGAUAUUUUGCCAGAGUUUAAUGUUAGAAAAUUCCACGUAUGAAAACUCUUCUACGUGGUAUACAUUAAAAACUAUGUAUGAAACGCAGUCAAAAGAAGAAGAAAUGUUUAAAUUUUUACCUUGUUCUAGACUUCACAGGAAUAUUUUCUUAUCUUUUUAUUCCUUUUCAACUAAUAUUCUGCCAUCUUAUGAAAGUAUAGUAAAUUUAAAAAAAAGUGAUAGAGUGUCUUGUCUUUUUAAUAUUUUUGCAAAGCAUUCAAAAACUGUUGCAUCGUUGACGUCUAUACUACAAGGAAUACAUUACAUAGUCAGCGAUAUUAACAUAGGUGCACUAAUGAACUGUAUUAUUAACAACAUAUAUUCAGCCGAAGGCCUGUUGUUGGUUACCGAUGGAAAGUUCUUACAAAUGCUGCAAGACAGACAUCGUGCGCCAUUUUAUGUUAUUGUCGCCGUGAAACACAAAGUUAAUGAUCGUCGUGCUUUACUAGUUAAAAUAAAAAAUAACUUUUCUCCAAACCGUAAAAUGCAUUUAUUUACAGAGAUUUAAUGUUAGACUUGUAUACUCGUUUUAUUUA